AUGUCCGAGGGGACUCAGGAGGCCGCCGGCUCGAGUGAGCCAGCAUGCGUGCUCUGUGGCCGAGUGGAUAACCAGAAAUCCAUCUUCGGCAGGAGAUACGAGAUGUAUGGGAUGUGCUUCCAUGCAUUUUGUGUGGGAUUUGCCAACGGUCUUUGUCAACAUGGAAUAGACAAUCAAAAUAAAGGUCUGUUCUACGUUGAAGACCUCAUUCGCACCAUGAGGCAGGCAGAGCAGACGCUCUGCUUCGUUUGUGGCCAGCGCGGGGCCACCAUCACCUGCGCGGAGACGGGCUGCGACCGCAGCUUCCAUUUCCCCUGCGCCAACGAGGGUCAAUGCGUCACCCAGCACUUUGACCGACACUGGUCCUUCUGCUGGGAGCACCUCCCACAGCAGCCAGUGGAGACAGCGCCAACGCAGGACACGACCUGCAUCAUCUGCAUGGAGCCCGUGGGGCUCUGCAGGUCGUACAGCACCAUGGUGUGCCCUGCCUGCCAACAUGCCUGGUUCCACCGCGCCUGCAUCCAGGGAAUGGCCAAGAGCGCUGGGCUGCGCUGCUUCCAGUGCCCUCUCUGCCGAGACAGAGAGGUGUUCAUUCAGGAAAUGAUCAACCUGGGCAUCCACAUCCCAGCCAGAAAACCAAAGUGGGAGAACAACCGUGCCUACGCAUCCCUGGGAGUUAGGCACCGGCGCUGCGAUGCCAGCGACUGCCGUUACCCAGGCGGCAGGGAGCGAGAAGAGCGAGAGGGGUGA
Molecule: messenger RNA, 750 nt
Organism: Tympanuchus pallidicinctus (lesser prairie-chicken)
Lineage: Eukaryota; Metazoa; Chordata; Aves; Galliformes; Phasianidae
Product: PHD finger protein 7-like
Exons: 7
Coding region: 1-750 (249 amino acids)
Cellular component (GO): nucleus
Source: RefSeq, a predicted model, not a curated record